GCUUCAUCCCAGUCUCAGAUCUAAGUUUCGCCUUAGUCUGAGUGGCUGCCCAAUAAUAACUUAGCUUGACACACGCUUCUUGCCAUACCGCAGCACAGGCUGUUCAGACAGCGAGGCAAGACACGAUGAGCAACGACUACAAGGCAUCGAAGGAGGCGUUCGUGUCUGGGAUGACGGGUUCGACUAUUGGGCAUAUCAACAUGAUCUCUCUGGCCUCCUUGCUGUCAAUAGCUCUUCAUUCGGCCGUCAGGACGCGUCUCCCUCCCAGUCGCUCAUUCCAGUUCAUGACAGAGGCUCUCCUUCUUGUUCUACCUAUGCUCUUGUCUGUGACACUAUUCGCAAACUCCCCGCUUGUGCUCUGCCUGCUCCUCGCAAUACCCACCGGCUUGUUGCUUUUGCUUCCUCGUCGAGAGUCGGGGACGUUCCUCCCGUCGUCGCUGAGGCACAGCCGCCAAUCCUCGCGCGCAUCCAAUACCUCUCAGCAAACUAUUCCGUCAAGAGCCUUGUCAAUACCAGUCCCUCCGCUUCCGGCGCUCACAACGUAUCGGGCUCAUAUGCUCAUUUUGACGAUUAUCUGCAUCCUUGCCGUCGACUUCCCUGUAUUUCCACGGUUCUUGGCGAAGUGUGAGACCUACGGCGUUUCUCUGAUGGAUAUAGGUGUAGGAUCCUUCGUCUUCUCCCAAGGCAUUGUAUCUGCGAUACCUCUAGUGAAGAACCCUGCGCACCUUACCGAGCCACUCCUCCCCAAAGUCACGACUGUCUUGCGGAAAUGCUCAGCCGUCCUCCUCAUUGGCUUGCUUAGGACCAUUUCCGUCAAGGGGACCGAGUAUCCAGAACACGUAACGGAAUACGGCGUGCACUGGAACUUUUUCAUCACCCUCGGGCUGAUCCCUAUCAUCCAAGUGCUGCUCCACCCAGUGAUGGUGUACGUGCCGAUCUCCCUGCUCGGCCUAGUGGUCGCUGUCUCGCAUCAACUUGCGCUGUCAACUGGAAGGCUCGCGCAAUACGUGCUUGAUGCACCGCGCAUAGGCGUCGUCUCGGCGAACAAGGAGGGACUCAUAUCUCUUACAGGCUACCUCGCCAUCCAUCUCUUGGGCCUUUCCACCGGCACACUCGUCCUCGCACCCUCGCCUUCCUACUUCCGCCGCCGGCAGCAGCAGCUCGCCGAGCAUGCCCAGGGGGAUGCCCGCCAACGCCCAUCAACGAGCGACUCCGAUACCGAUGACGACGUCCCCGUGUCCGCCCAGGCCUCGCCCGUUUCCCCUAUCUCCCCAACCUCUCCCGUCUCCCCAGGCUCCCCCCUCUCUCCCUCUCCAGCGAAUAUCCCUAGUCGCACACGCGUCAAAGUCCGGCGCGAGAACGAUAAGACCGCGACGGAGCUCUGCUCCUACGCCGUCCUCUGGUGGGUCCUCCUGGGGGCGCUUAGGCUCUUCGACAUCGGGGCGGGCGUAUCGCGGCGGAUGGCGAACCUGCAGUACGUCAUCUGGAUCGCAGCGUACAACUCGACGUUCAUCCUCGGCUACCUCGUGCUCGACCUCGUGUUCUUCCCGAGUCCCCUGAGUCGGUCCGUGUACUCACCUACUUCCAAGCUGAAGAUACACCCAGAUGCCGGGGUGCUCAAAGCAACGGGGCAUGAGGCUGGGGCGGGGAGAGGGCGAGAAGGCAGUGGAAGGGAGGGCACAGGAGCACAGCCGCUCUUGGAGGCGAUCAACAAAAACGGGCUUAUGCUGUUCUUGCUGGCAAACGUGACGACCGGGCUGAUCAACCUGUCGAUGCAGACGAUAUACGCGUCGGACUGGGUCGCGAUGGUCGUCCUCACGCUCUACAGUUUCGGGAUCUCUGCUGUUGCGUGGACGUGCAGGCAUCGGAAGAUCUGGCGGUUUUAAAGGCGGCGACAGGUCCAUUUAUCGGGAUCGGUUGGGGGAUUAAACAUGUUACGAGAAAGAGAGUUUCGUAUAGAAUGGCGAC
This is a messenger RNA of Dichomitus squalens LYAD-421 SS1, 1968 nucleotides long. RefSeq lists its product as uncharacterized. NCBI's taxonomy places the organism in Eukaryota, Fungi, Basidiomycota, Agaricomycetes, Polyporales, Polyporaceae. Gene Ontology annotation, molecular function: glucosaminyl-phosphatidylinositol O-acyltransferase activity. Bases 126 to 1886 code for a protein of 586 amino acids. Gene Ontology annotation, biological process: GPI anchor biosynthetic process; protein localization to plasma membrane. The transcript is spliced from 7 exons. Gene Ontology annotation, cellular component: endoplasmic reticulum; membrane. The record is from RefSeq and is a predicted model, not a curated record.